ACUCGUUUCAAAGGUUAUGUAACCGCUGUUCCUACGGUGGCGAGUUUACAUACAUUAAUCAGUUAUACUGACCACACGACUGACAGUAGUCAGUUUCAUCAUGUUGAGAAUAUUACGUGGCAGUCAGCCAAACAUCUAGCUAAGUAGUAUUAGGCGAUACCAUGGAAGGUUGUAAUUAGUGGCAUAAACCAAUAACUUACAGGCGAAUGAACACAAGUAGUUUGUGUUUUGAAUUCUUUUAUUUACUUACGUCUGCCGAGCAAAUGAAGCUGCAUUGGGAACAUCCAUUCUGAGGAAAAGUUGCAGUGCACGCGGAGAUGCGUUUCAUGCUGCUGUUCAGCCGGCAAGGAAAGCUGCGGCUGCAGAAGUGGUACACAGCCACAGCUGAGCGCGAUAAGAAGAAGAUGGUCAGGGAGCUGAUGCAGAUAGUGCUCGCCCGCAAACCAAAGAUGUGCAGCUUCCUAGAAUGGAAGGACCUCAAGAUUGUCUAUAAAAGGUAUGCAAGCUUGUAUUUCUGUUGUGCAAUUGAAGAGCAGGACAAUGAGCUGAUCACACUGGAAGUCAUCCACCGCUUCGUAGAGCUGCUAGAUAAGUACUUUGGCAGUGUGUGUGAGCUGGACAUCAUCUUUAACUUUGAGAAGGCUUACUUCAUUCUAGAUGAGUUCCUGAUGGGAGGAGAGAUCCAGGACACGUCUAAGAAGAGCGUCCUCAAAGCCAUUGAACAAGCUGACCUACUGCAGGAGGAGGAUGAGUCACCCAGGAGUGUGUUGGAGGAGAUGGGCUUGGCGUAGUACACAGCAGCAUUAUGAGAGACUGUAGAUCCUAAGACAGACGGCUGGAUGAGAGAGGGCAGGACAGAAUCUGGAAUUGAACAUGCUUGGACUGACGGUGUUGGUUCUGUGUUUCUGUGGCUCUGGGGAUUGAUGUUAAGUAUUUUAAUGGGGGAAAAGACUCAGUUAAGAAUGGAAGAUUCUUGCAUUGACAGGCCCUUUAGCUCUGUGUUUGUGUGUGUGUGUGUGUUUGAUCUGCGGGGUAGAGGAAAUGGAAUAUAUUUAAACUUGUAUUUGGCUGCAGGGGGGGUUGUGUGUUUCGAUUUUUAAAAUGGUGAGGUGGAGUCUAGCUUUGCUUAUCUGAAAGUUAAGAUAAGUACCAGACUGAUGCUUUGAUGCAAAGAGCUGGUUAAACAGUCACACCUUGUUGUGGCGUUUUGUCAGGUACUGAAUGGAGACUGAGACUAGAUCAGGGAUUUCGGUAAUUAGACAGAAAAAAAUAACUGGGCAUCACUCAAAUGAUAAGUCAGAUGUUAUUCUAUAUUUUUUUGUAUUUUCAGCAAUUCUCAUGAAAAAAACAAAACUAGUUAGUCCAUUUCUCAAUACCUUCUGAUUCCCAUGCCCUGUCUGUGGCUCUCUGCCCCAAGCCCAUUGGUUCCUACUGAUGACAUGAAUAUUUAAAAAACAGCUUUAAAAAAAAAAAGGCUCAGUAAUUUCCUAAAACAGCUGGCCCCUAUAGUUUUUUAGCAAACGUUACUGAAACAGGAGGAAAUAGUGCAUUUGUUGGGGACUAUUUUCACCGGCAGACUAAUCCACAUUUUCUGCUCUAGUGUUUAUUUCCGGCAGCAGUAAGGUGUAUAUGGGAUUGAGUAAAAAAAAAACUACAGUGUAUGAGUGGGCUCAUGGCAAUGAAGGAACAUGUCAGUCAGGGCAAUGGUGUGGCUCACUGAUGUGUUUUUAAUAGUUUUUGGACAACUAUGGCACAGAGAAGUAAGAUAUUUCAGGCUUUGGAUACACACAAUACUUAGUAGGAUACAUUCAUUGUUGGUUUGGCUCUGCACAUGGAAUUUGGUGACAGUCAGAAAAAAUAUAGAAUAACCCGACCUUUAAAGUACGAUUCAGUGUUUAUUCAAUUCAAUUUUAUUUAUAUAGCGCCAAUUCAUAACAGAAGUUAUCUCAUUGCGCUUUUCCUAUAGAGCAGGUCUAGACAGUGCUCUUUAUAAUAUUAUUUACAGAGACAAAUCCCACCCUGAGCAAGCAUUUGCCGACAGUGGCAAGAAAAAACUUCCUUCAAGAGGAAUCCUGUUUUCGUACCUCGUCAUUAUUCCUAUUGUUGAUAAAAUAUAACAACAAAAAUACACACAAUGUGCAGAGAAAAAAUACAAAAUGUCUGUCCCUCCACUGAAGUGUCGCAUUAUCAAUAUCAGGACACAUAGGAGCGCCAUUCUCACACAUUUCCAGUUAUAACUGCAAAAGCUGUGUUCAAAUUGUUAUUCUCUUGUGUAAAGGGUCAUUUCGGUUAAUUACAACUUAAGUCUUAUUUUUGUAAUUUUGUCCAUCAUUCCUACCAGUUAUAACAUAGGGCAACCAAACAGGUCCCCAAUUUAACUAUUAUAUGAUCAGCCCGUUUGUAGGAGAAACCAAAAGUGAGUGCAACUGAAAUGUAUGUUACAGUCAUCCAUAGUGUUGUAAAACUGCAUGCACACAACCACUGUAAGUACUAUCAGUCAAAUUUUAAGCCGGAAGUAGCUCAAAAGGUGACGUGGAUAUUUACAGCAGACAGGUUGGGUAAUAACUUUAAUAUUUACCUUCAUUCUCACUUCCAAUUAUGAUUUAGAUAAUAUGGUGGCUCUGAUGGCUUUUGUUGUUGCCUCAUGCAUUGCAUUAUGAAGCCAUGUUGAGGCAUUGUGUCCCUAGACCUCAGCAAUGAAGAUGUAAGUAAAACUUUAUCAUAACCAAUAGGAUUGAGGGCUAUAACUAAGGCAUAAGACAGGUUAUAAGAAAACAGUUUUCCUAUUUUUCAGUAUAUUAUUACAAUUAUUGUAAUUACACUUGAUGUUUUAAAGGACCAGUGUAUAACAUUUAGGAAGAUCUAUUGGCAGAAAUGGAAUAUAAUAUUCAUAAGUAUGUUUUCAUUUACUGUAUGAUCACCUGAAAAUAAGAAUCGUUGUGUUUUCAUUACUUUCAAAUAAGCCGUUUAUAUCUACAGAGGGAGCCGGCCCCCUUCCACAGAGGCCGCCAUGUUGCACCUCCAUGUUUCUACAGUAUGCCAGAACGGACAAACCAAACACUGGCUCUAGUUAGGGCCUUUCGCGUUUUUUGUGAGUUUCACGGCCACCGUAGUUUCUCCUACACACUUUGAAGGGGAGGGUGAGGCGAGCAGUAAUUUCACCACUAGAUGCCACUAAAUCCUACACACUGCUUCUUUGAGAAUGUCUAUUGAAUUUUGUCAUGAAGUUGGAGCUGUACUGUUUGGAAUUCAUUUUUUUAUAUGUGAUUGGUCCAUCUUACCUAACACGACGGGCCCACGGUGGUAAACUGCAAUGUGGAUUGUGACUAAUGAACCAAAGACGUUUGAGAUUUCCGUCACAGCCUAAAAUAACUUGUUUACAUAUGAUCCGUUCAUAUGUUUCGUAAGUGGACUGAUGUACCAGAUGAGAUAGAAAUGUCGAGCAAUUUAACAAGUGCAACUGAGAAUCACAUCCAACAUAGUUUUCCUCUAGACAGCAGGAAGCAAACACUGAGAUAGAAUGUAAAUGAACAGAGUUCAGUGUUGGAGUUGGAACAUUGUUCUGCUGGUACUACAAACUGAUACUACAUGUUAGGACUGGAUUGAAAUUCCAAGGCAAUUAGAACAAACUAGAUUUUAGACAAGUAUAUCUUAUGGUCCCAUAGAUGUAUUUACAAUGUUUUAUCUUUUAUUUUUGAAUAUGUGGUUGUUACUGAUGGUGAUCUAAAUUUGAUGAGUAACCGCACAAGUAAUGGAAGUCAGUAAUGGGAAAAGAGCAGGAUCUCCAUAAAUGCUCUUCCUGUAAGUGGUGCUCGUAUUGUUCAAGUUAGUUAAACUGUCAUUUAAAACAAAGUGCAUUUCAACAGUAGAAGCAUUUCAACAGCCUGCAACCAGUUUUGAAUGUAUUCUUGUAUUUGUUUGGGGCGCAACAGUUUACCAGGGUCAUUGUGGGUGCAGAGCUCAGGUUUUAGGUCAGGGUUUGGUUUGUUACCUAGUUUCAGAUCACUUAGAUCAACAUACUGUAUCAACAUGGUUUCCUUAAUGAAGUGGAAAGAUGUUUUUUUUUUUCUAUCUCAACUUGCCCUAGGUUUGACUUAGCUCAGAUCAGCUUGUAAUUAGACAAAUCAUUUAGUGUCAUUGAGUGGGCAGGUGUAUUGAGAGUUUCUGGCAAAUGUAUGUGUGGUCCUACAAAUGCACAAACAUCUUAUGUUUAUGCUCACACACAGGGUUGGGGUUUGAUAGCAUUUUAAUAAAUCUGAAUCCAGAAUUUAAUCCACUCAUUGAAUCUAAAUCCUUGUAGUAUCUAGUAUCCAUCAGCUUUCAGCAUUUGUAACGAAAGUAUAAAUAAUCAAAAACCAAAUUGAAGUGCAAUCAACUUUGCUAACCUUUUUUUAUUAUCUACUUGAUCCAAGUACUGGAAGUCCUGGUCCAGAACUAUUAAUAAACUGAAACUAUUGAUCUGAUAUGAAUCAAAGUUAACUGGGAGAUUCCAACUCCUGAAAUUGAUGUGACGUGAUCAGCUAUAUAGAUUGUUUCACCAGAGAAGACUCUCUAUUGGUCUUGCUGAACUACAAAAACACACUGUCCACUUGCAGUCAUUGUGAUGUUGAGUGGCGGAGAUUAUCUUUAACUGAGUACAGACACUGGCUUUCAGAGAGCACACCUAGACAACAGCAAAGUUAGAGAAUUAAAUUAAUGUGUAACAACCUACAGUUGAAAUAAUCUGUUACCGUCAAUGUUUAUCUUUUUAACUUAAGAGAUAAAAUGUGUGGAACUAAAUCCAAAACAGAACCAGAUAUUAGUGAAUAUGCGAACUGUAUACCCCUGGUAUUUAGUCUAUAACAAAAAUAAUAAUAAUAAUAAUAAUAAUAAAACUUUACUUAUAGAGCACUUAUCAAAACAAUGUACAAAGUGCUUCACAACAAGAGAAAUAAAAUUCCACAGUGAAUGAUGAAAUAUAAAGAAAUAAAAUACAGAAAAGCAAUACAAUACACAGCCAGUUCAGGUAAAAUCAGGAUAUGCUUUCCGAUAAAAAUGUGUUUUGAGAAGAGAUUUAAAAGAAGACACUGACUCAGACAAUGUAAUUUCUUCGGGCAAGUUGUUCCAGCGCCUCGGGGCCCUGAUGGCAAAUGCUCUGCCCCCCUUAGUUUCCAUCCUGGACUCAGGAAAAGACAGAAGAACCCUGCCUGAAGAUCUCAAACUACGUGAAGGUUCAUAAGGGAUUACAAGGUCUAAAAUAUAGUCAGGAGCCAAAAGCCUAGCAGCUGAGUUCUGUACAGUCUGCAGUCUAAUGUUAGUGUGUGCACUGGUGUGUUCUCUUGUUAUGCAUGAAACAUGUUUACUUCAUAAAAAGCUGUGGACAGGGAUGAGAAUGUUUGCGAUACUAUAAACUUCUUUGCAGUCACAUGUAGGGUAUGUACAGAAGGUCAUAAUUGAUCAUUCAUCAUAUAUGUUACCAGAUUUUCCCCUGGAAAAACUGUAUUCAGGAAAAUAAAUUACUGGAAUUGCAAGUUGUUUGCAAGCAGUCUUAUCCAUGUUCACUCAUCUUGCCUCAUCAGGCAAGUGAUAUGGUAUCUUAGGGAAAAUGUAUGAAUUGCUCAUUUCAUACAGCAGAAGCAGUCGGAUAUUUCUGGAAAAUUAUUUAUUUUAAGCUGUAUCACAAUAUUAAUUCCAGAUAUCUUGUUGCUGUCGCUUACUAGGGUUUUGUUACAUUUUCCAAUCCUAUGUAAUCCUACAGAGGAAAAUCUUCCUUUUAUUGCCUGCAUGCAUGUUUUUCAUUAUACAGGGAUAUCAUUUGUACAAUGUCCUCUCAGGAGUUCUGGACAGAAACCUCCUCAUUUCUAAUAGGAAAUUCAUUUUCUUUGUUUUGUACUCUUACAACAUUCCUUGAUCACAACCUAGACAGGGAUGUGGGUGAAGGAAAGAUUUAAAGUUGGAAGCUAGUGUCUACAGGAGUAGUGUAGUACUGUAGUUUUAGUUUGACUGUUUUUCAUCUAUCCUGGGCCUUGCUGUCUUGCUCAAAGAGUUGCUUCAGUGCAACCAUAGCGAGAUAAGGAUUGUCAUAGAAGGAUGUCUGUUUAUCUCUUCAAGUGAAAAUUGUUCAGGAUGUUGAGAUUAUGCUUAAAGCUUGUACACUGUGUAAGCAGCUUGGAUGAUGGGUUUCUGUUCUAACUGACUGAACUGUGAUCUAUGUCUCCACCUGCAAAAUUUUGAAAAGGUAAAUUGUUAUUUUUCACUCCUGCAGUAAUGCUGUCCAAUGCUAGUGUUAUACUUGUAUUUAACUACACGUCUGUGUGCACAUGAUGGCUUCCCAGUGUAUCUCCUUAUUCCUUUGGAGCAUUGGUUAUGCAUGUCCUCAGAAAGGGUUAGAUGUAGAGGGUUAUGUCAGCGAUUUUCAGUGGCUCUUCCCACCAAGUGCCUGCUGGCAUGGUAGUUUGAAUAGUGAGCCAAAGGCUGUGCAUGUGCUAGCGCAUAUCACUCACUCCUGACAUGUGGAGCACCAGGAGGGAGUGGCCAAAAGAAAUCCCUUUAAAAAACAAAACAAAAAAACAGUCAGGGAGAGAAAGAAAGGGGACAGGAGAAAAGGGGGGAGAGGACACAGUGGGGUGUCCAAGGUGAACCUGGUUGGAGUUAGGCGUCCAAGGAAAGACAAUUGGGGUUUAGGCAAGUAGCUGGUCAAGGGAAUGAGAGUCUAGGUGAGAAAGAGAACACAUUGGCGCAAGAAGGGUCCAGGCAUUCUGACAUCCAGGCAUUGGGGCUUGGCAUCCAAGAUGAGGCACUUAGUAGGCAAGGGGUUAAAAGCUAGCACCAGAAAGAGAUGGUUGAGGUCAGACCUACAGAUGGAGUCCAAACAUGUAACAUUAAGAUAAAGAUAGUUGAGGUUAGGGUUAUGCAUCUGCAAGAUGCAAUUAUACCCAUGACCAGAGGGAUAUGUAUGUCAGGAUGUGAAGUAAGGUCACAAGCAGGCUGAACAAACCACAACAAAGUUUUGAAGAGAAACUAAUAGAGCUUGUCACUGCUGCUGCUUUUUCUGCAGUGAUUUGAACUUAAACAGUACAGGAACCUAUUCAGCUGUUGCCAUGUUCAGUGCCAUGUUUACUUUGUGAUAAAACUGAAGUUCUCAAGGAAGAUAUUUUGGUGUCGUCCAGGGAUCAUUAGGUCCUGAGCUACACCCUAUUGGAUAUACUUUUUAAUCCUCCCAGAAUAAAGUACACAGACAAGUAUGUGAACAUUUGCAGUCACAUUGUAGCCACUCGUCUACACAUACACAAAGAUAAAAAAUCAUGAGCUUUAUAUGUUCCAUUGCUCUGAUGAAGUCGCUUUCAUGAUGAGGCAGAUUCUGAAGUGGUCUGAACUGGCUUCUCCCCUGGUUUAGAAUCCAGCCUAACAAGCACUAACUAAGGAUGCAUUCUCCUCAUUGUUUUACUGCAAUCUUUCAAAUAAAAGGUGGAGAGAACCUGAAAUCUUAUCAACCUUUUGUCUACUUUUUACUUGUAAGGCAGAACACAAAAUUUGUCAAAAGUUUGGCUUUGGCCACAUUUCCUUGGCUCAUGGCAAACUUGUUGACCAUGUACCCAUCAGCCAAGUUUCUCACUCAGUUCUGUCAGAAAUGAAUAGCCUUUAUGCGACUUGCUGAUCGUGUUGCUUGCUUAUUUGUACAGAUUCUAAGUGAAUAUUGGACUGUUACUGCCACACCUAUGCUCUUUAAAAAGGUACUACAUCCUCAAAUGCCCUUUGAGCAAUUGUACUUCAUGGAGAAACUAAGAAAAGGUAGGGGUCAUUGGCAAGAACAGGCUGCAAGACUCAGCCUGAAACUGUCUAAAGAAGGGGCAAAUGAUACUGCAGUCAGUUCCACUGCAGCUCUGUUGUCUACAAUGACUAAUCCUUUAUUUUCCUCUGCUGAACUCUGAAUGUUAGUCCAUGUUAUAAGAGUAAGGGCUCACUGUGUGAUGUGACUGUUUUCUACAGUGUUAGAGAUAGAAUGAUGUACUGUGCCAGUAUGUAGUGGAACAAAUGAAAAAGAAGAGCACAUGGGGAAGAAAGGCUAAAAAUAUGUUGACGUACAGUCUGCUGUCACUGAUGAAUGUGCAGUAUGUAACAGCUUUAGGGACAAAUUAUUUGAGUUCUGAGAUUACAUUCAACAUUCUGAGAAAAAUGUUAGAAGUCUGAAGAAAGGAUAAUACUUAAAAUAAAGAUUUCUAACUAAAUCUCAGAAUUUUUACUAUGACCUCAGAGUUUAAAUAUAUUUUGUUCCUGUGGCCCUAAAGGCCUUUAGUAAUGUUAGUGUCAAACAAACUACUUCGUACUAUAUGCUGUCUGACCACAUCUAAAAGCAAACAUGUUUCUAGCUGUUCUGAAUGUCCACACUGGAAGGUGGGAUGAAAAGCCUGCUGUCAUUGCCGCCUGGCUGCAUCCCACUGCCUCCCUGAUCUCUCCAAGAAUUUUGUUUCUAUUGUGUAUCUUUUUAGUGAUGUUGCAAUAAUGACUCACACUUUCAGACAGUCUCUCUUUGCGGUAUUGCACUUUGUUGUACACACAUGAAAUGACGGCAGUAACAAUCAAACCAUGCCUACUUUCACACCACCAUAAAUUUACAAAAAUUGGACAUACUGUAGCCUCCUGAGUUUGCGUUCACAAAGAGGGUUCCAGAUGUUCAACAUUCUGAGAGACACUUUUGACUUUUGUGACUUAUUUUGUUGAAGCAUACUGAGGCCUUGAUCCUUCUCCCAUUCUUCUGUACAUUUGAGCAUGCACCCACUCUUGCAGCCAAAGCUAUUUUGCUUCCUAAGGUUUUAUCAUUAACCCUGACAUCUGCUGCCCCGUUUCUCCUUCAAAGGGACAUUCUUUGAAUAGUGUGUUGAAUAAUGUUUUUCCUCUCCAUUGGGUAAGUUUUUAUUUAAUACCCAGCUUGAACUUUGUCUUUGCUCAAUCAGCUCAUCAUAUGCAAUGACUUGGCGAUUGUGUUGUGCACGAAUAAAUUCAUGUGAAAGAGAAUGAAGAUUUUGAUUUGAAAUCUUUUGUUAAAAAUUGAUUGGUUGCUUUGAGGAAGAGAAGACAAGACAGUGCAUGGUUGAAAGAGCUGUAAAGGGGCUCUAGUGUAGGAAAGCAGAAGCUCAGUGAAUCUGUGUAGUGUUCUACAGGCAAAGGCUAAAGGGGCUUAAUGUGUGAAUGUAAUUUUAUAAAGAAAUAAAACACUUUAAACUGAA
This is a messenger RNA of Siniperca chuatsi (mandarin fish), 9206 nucleotides long. It is a transcript of the gene ap1s1, whose product is annotated as adaptor related protein complex 1 subunit sigma 1. The record is from RefSeq and is a predicted model, not a curated record. The transcript is spliced from 5 exons. Gene Ontology annotation, biological process: vesicle-mediated transport; intracellular protein transport. NCBI's taxonomy places the organism in Eukaryota, Metazoa, Chordata, Actinopteri, Centrarchiformes, Sinipercidae. Gene Ontology annotation, cellular component: intracellular membrane-bounded organelle; AP-1 adaptor complex; membrane coat. Bases 318 to 791 code for a protein of 157 amino acids. Gene Ontology annotation, molecular function: clathrin-cargo adaptor activity.